CUUUUCUCUCACCUCCCAAGACCACAGAACGGAUCCCUCCAAACCUUUUUCCCUUCUUUUCUCUCCCAUCACCACCUCCCAUCUCCGAACCCACUGAACGGACGCCGGCGAGACGCUCUAUUUCCCCUCUGUUCACUGCCCUCAACUCGGUGAACGGCACGACGGCGGGAGAAGAGCCCUCUUUCCCGGCAUAUUUGAAGACAAUCGAAGCUGGGACUCGCCAUCCGGACAUAUUUGAAGUCAAACUAUUUGUACUCGAUUCCAUGGCUUCAAUUUCGGAGUGAGGUAGAUACGUGUCACCGGGCCGGCAAGAGGAACCGUCAUAAGAGAGAGGAACGCACCGACGACCGAUGUUGGGAGAAGAAGGUUUCUAUUUAAAUUCUCCUUUGCGAAAACCCCUCCUCUCCGAAGAAACAGAGUCCGCGCAAAGAUGCGGUGGUUUCUGCAAAUCAAAAUACGAAGCAGAGGUCGGGGGAGAUGCGACUGGAAAGGGAUCUGGGCAUCUGACUCUUCCCUCACAGGGGCACUCGGACUUGGAUUUUGCUUUCCCUUCCUCCUUGGAUUUCAUUGAUGCAGGCAUAGUUGAGCUGAAACCCUCGCCGCCGCUCCCUCAAUCUGUCUCCUUCGAGCCAAGCCUCUUGUCGUUCUUAAUUUAUUCCAUACUUCGACAAGAUGGCAAAACGGUGGCCGCAAAGAUGUUCCACGUCUACUGAACUCCGACAAGAUUGGCCCAGUUAUGACUCAUUGUGGCCAUUGGAACCUGGCGAAUCUCUUGGCGACGACAUUGAUGACUGGAAUUGGGUGAGUCAACAACUUGGAUUUGGCUCCCCUGACUUUUGGUUCAUGGAUUUUCUUCCUGUUCAUUUACCGCAAAUAGGUAAAGUUCAAACCCAAUUUGUUCAUUGAUUACUUUCUUUUCUAAUUAAAUUGGCUAUGCUUUUGAUAACACUAUUGUUUUUCACCCUUUGGCUGAAUGAACACAAGUAUAUAGAUCAGUGAAUAGAGGCCAGUAAUUUGAGAUUGAACCCUAUUUAUUCAUGGAUUUAAUUUGAGAUUCACUGUGGAGGGUGGCGAUAGAGCCCAGUAAAAGAUCCCUGUACAUUGAGUUACCUCUUGGACUUCCAAUCAAACCAAGCCAUGCAAAUUCUUAUUCAGAUUGGCUUUAUAGAUCAAAUUCUCAUAUAGCCUCUUAUGAUGAUAGAGUUAUGGGGCAAUGGUAAAACCUACCUGACUUUUUAGUUUGAUAGUGAUGCAUGCUAUGGAAUUGAUUCCAAGUGUUCUCAUUUUGCUUAGUCUGAGUUAUGUUAAUGUUGUGCAUCUGCAUAAUUGUACAGGAGGUAUUAAUGUUGUUUUUUGUUCCUGUAUGUGCAAUGAGAUUGGUAUUCUUACUUUCCCUAUUAUUUGUUCAUAUUCAAUGCAAAGGUGGAUAUUUCAGUAGGUUUCCUACAAGUAACCAUAUAAUAUUAUAACAGAGAGGAGGUUGGUAGAGCUAGGGAAGUUGUCGGUCUCAUGAGAUUAACAAAGUUAGUUGCUUUGUCACCAUUGCAGCAGUACUUUUUCACAAACACUUCUGAGGUUUCAAGCAGAAUGCCAAAAUCAGAUGAUAACUGAAGUGUUUUUUGUAUCUUCAAACCUUUGUCAGUAGAAGAAUGGAAGCUGCAGGGUGAAUGCGGUAGUGGGAGGAGAGAAGGGAAGGGGGGGUUUUUGGGGCUAAUUUCGAUUCUCUUAACCCACAUCACUAUUCAAUAAAGGGAAUAAUCAAUAAUCUCCUGCGACAACACCCACGAAUCACGAUACUGCUACUGCAACAUACCCACGAAGCCUUUCUCGGCUACUUCCAUGUUGUAAUCCCAUGCGGGCUCAGCAUACCAAUUACCAACAAAGCCUUUCUCAACUACUUCCAUGCAAUUCUGCAAUGGGUUGAGCACGUUAGGCCUCUCUCAAUGCGUUUUCUAAACACUUGCAUGGUAGUCUACCAAACUCAGGCCAACAAUUGUUAACCACGAUGGAAAUCUGACGUUGGUCAUCGAUUGAGGUGAGUUCACCAUAAGUGUCUGCACAACCCUCUGUUCCACCAUCUCUCCGCGGGAGUACUACGGUACAUUAAAUGUAUGAUGUAUCC
Messenger RNA from Linum trigynum, 2122 nucleotides. NCBI's taxonomy places the organism in Eukaryota, Viridiplantae, Streptophyta, Magnoliopsida, Malpighiales, Linaceae. The record is from the annotation of a GenBank genome assembly.